AUGGUAGCAGAAACCAAAUUAUACGAUGCAUUGAGCAUUCAGCCUUCCGCAACCCAAGAGGAAAUUAAGAAGGCAUACAGAAAAGCAGCGCUUAAGUGGCAUCCAGACAAGAAUAAAGACAAUCCAAAGGCUGGAGAGAAGUUUAAAGAGAUAUCACAAGCAUAUGAAGUCCUAAGCGAUCCAGAGAAGAGGAAGGUGUACGAUGACUAUGGCUUGGAGUUCUUACUGAAAGGUGGAAGUGCUCCUCCUCCUGGUGCCGAGGGAAAUGUGCCCGGUGGAUUUGGCGGGUUCCCUGGCGGCUUUCAGAACUUCAGCAGUGGAGGCCCAGGUGGAGGACGUACCUUCCACUUCAGUACUGGAGGCGGUCCCGGUGGUUUCAAUUUCAGCGAUCCGAAUGAUAUCUUUGCUCAGUUCGCUAAAAGCGGUGCUUCUGGUGGAGGUGGAGCAGGGUUUGGUGGCGAUGAUGACCUAUUCGACCUGCUUGGAGGUAUAGGCGGUGGUCGAUCACGAAGGGCUGCGGGUGGUUUUGGAGGUGCGGGCUUCGGCAGCUCACCACGAGGUCCUCCAAGAACACAGACACCUGAAGUUAGCAUUGUCGAGAGGAAUUUGCCAGUAUCACUUGAAGAUCUAUAUAACGGCACGAAGAAGAAGAUGAAGAUCAACAGGAAGAAGUACGAUGCCAAAGGCCAACAGAUUAAGGAAGAAAAAGUCCUCGAGAUGGACAUUAAGCCUGGGUUAAAAGCUGGUUCAAAGAUCAAGUUUGCCGGAGUUGGUGAUGAAACUGACGGCGGUUCACAAGAUCUGCAUUUCAUUGUGGUGGAGAAGCCUCAUCCAACGUUGAAACGAGAGGGUGACAACCUCAAAACUGUCGUCGAGCUCGACUUGAAGGAAGCAUUAACAGGUUGGGAAAGAAGAGUCACUACUAUUGACGGCAAGCAAUUACCUGUCAGUGGUGCCGGCCCUACUCAGCCAGGCACUGUGCAGUCCUUCCCAGGUCAAGGAAUGCCUAUCAGCAAGAAGCCUGGCCAACGCGGUGAUUUCCUUGUUGAGACAAAAGUCAAGUUUCCCACCAGCUUGACCACAGCACAAAAGCAAAAGAUCAAGGAAGCCUUGUCAUAG
Lithohypha guttulata is the source of this 1119-nucleotide messenger RNA. RefSeq names its product Molecular chaperone (DnaJ superfamily). NCBI's taxonomy places the organism in Eukaryota, Fungi, Ascomycota, Eurotiomycetes, Chaetothyriales, Trichomeriaceae. The record is from RefSeq and is a predicted model, not a curated record. Gene Ontology annotation, cellular component: cytosol. Gene Ontology annotation, molecular function: protein-folding chaperone binding. The transcript has a single exon. Gene Ontology annotation, biological process: translational initiation. Bases 1 to 1119 code for a protein of 372 amino acids.